Molecule: messenger RNA, 3159 nt
Organism: Rattus norvegicus (Norway rat)
Lineage: Eukaryota; Metazoa; Chordata; Mammalia; Rodentia; Muridae
Gene: Ngef
Product: neuronal guanine nucleotide exchange factor
Cellular component (GO): cytoplasm; growth cone; membrane
Molecular function (GO): guanyl-nucleotide exchange factor activity
Source: RefSeq, a predicted model, not a curated record
GCAAGGUAAACACCCAGGAAGGAAGUGCCUGUCCCAGGAAUGGGGCCAGCUAUAGCCGAGGCAGGUCUGAAGGUCAGGAAUGUUUCCCAGGGAAGCUUUUCCAAACUGUAGUUCUCAGGGCCAGGUCAGGAGCUUGUGCAGUUAUGUGGGGACACAUGGACCUUCACUGAGGUGCCUGGACAGGAUGGUGCAUGGGAAAGGAAGACACUGAAGCACACAUGCGGGGGCCCAACACCCAGGAACCUCUGGCUGGAAGCACUGAAAACUGAUGAAGUCAGAGAGGUUGCUCACCCCAGCAGUCCUGCUGAGAAACCAUUAGGUCCAUUGCCAUGGAGACCAAAAACUCUGAAGACCAGGGAAAACCUCAGAGAAAAUCAGUGAGCAGCUUAUGGAAAAGCAAACACGGCCCAGCUGAGAUGAGACCUGAGUUACCUCCGGAGACUGCCAAGGAGACUCAAAAUGAAGAACCCCGCUGUCUCAUCCCAAUCCAGAGGAAUUCCCUCUUCAAUCGUGCUAUGAGACACAAGCACAAGGCCAGGAGUAUGUCUGAGCGGAGAGCCAAUGACCAAGCAGAUUUGCCAGAAACGAGGAAAUCUGUAAACGAACCCUUGGCCUUCAAUCUGCCCCAGGGCAGACUGCCUCCUUGGAGAACACCAGCACAGAGAGGCCCAGGAGCCCAGGAAGCCAGCGAGUCAUCCUCCACCCCUGGAAAUGGAACCACACCCGAGGAGUGCCCGGCCCUCACCGACAGCCCCACCACGCUCACCGAGGCCCUGCAGAUGAUCCAUCCCAUUCCCGCCGACUCCUGGAGAAACCUCAUUGAACAAAUAGGGCUCCUGUACCAAGAGUAUAGAGACAAAUCGACUCUCCAAGAGAUCGAAACCCGGAGGCAACAGGAUGCAGAAAUACAAGGCAACUCGGAUGGGUCCCAGGCUGGGGAAGACAAUGCAGAGGAGGAGGAAGAGGAGGAGGAGGAGCCGGCCAGCCCCCCUGAGAGGAGAGCUCUGCCUCAGAUCUGCCUGCUCAGCAACCCCCACUCCAGGUUCAACCUCUGGCAGGACCUUCCUGAGAUCCAGAGCAGCGGGGUGCUGGACAUCCUCCAGCCUGAGGAGACCAAGCUGCAGGAGGCCAUGUUUGAGUUGGUCACCUCUGAGGCCUCCUACUAUAAGAGCCUGAACCUGCUGGUGUCGCACUUCAUGGAGAACGAGCGGCUGAAGAAGAUCCUGCACCCGUCCGAGGCCCACAUCCUCUUCUCCAAUGUCCUGGAUGUCAUGGCUGUCAGUGAGCGGUUUUUGCUAGAGCUGGAACACCGCAUGGAGGAGAACAUUGUCAUCUCGGAUGUGUGUGACAUCGUGUACCGUUAUGCGGCUGAUCACUUCUCGGUCUAUAUCACCUACGUCAGUAACCAGACCUACCAGGAAAGGACGUACAAGCAACUCCUACAGGAGAAGACGGCUUUUCGGGAACUGAUCGCACAGCUGGAGCUGGACCCCAAGUGCAAGGGCCUGCCCUUGUCCUCCUUCCUCAUCUUGCCCUUCCAGAGGAUCACGAGACUCAAGCUGCUGGUCCAGAACAUCCUGAAGAGGGUGGAGGAAGGGUCUGAACGUGAAGGCACUGCCUUGGAUGCCCACAAGGAGCUAGAAAUGGUGGUAAAGGCGUGCAACGAGGGUGUCCGGAAGAUGAGCCGCACAGAACAGAUGAUCAGCAUUCAGAAGAAGAUGGAGUUCAAGAUCAAGUCGGUACCUAUCAUCUCACACUCCCGGUGGCUGCUGAAGCAAGGUGAACUACAGCAGAUGUCCGGCCCCAAGACCUCCCGCACCCUGCGGACCAAGAAGCUCUUCAGAGAGAUUUACCUCUUCCUCUUCAAUGACCUGCUGGUGAUCUGCCGGCAGAUCCCUGGAGACAAGUACCAGGUGUUCGAUUCCGCUCCAAGGGGCCUGCUGCGAGUGGAGGAGCUGGAGGACCAGGGCCAGACACUGGCUAAUGUGUUCAUCCUGCGGCUGCUGGAAAACGCAGAUGACCGGGAGGCCACCUAUAUGCUGAAGGCAUCCUCCCAGAGCGAGAUGAAGCGUUGGAUGACUUCACUGGCCCCCAACAGGAGGACCAAGUUUGUAUCCUUCACAUCUCGGCUGUUGGACUGUCCGCAGGUCCAGUGUGUCCACCCCUACGUGGCCCAGCAGCCCGAUGAGCUGACACUGGAACUGGCAGACAUCCUGAACAUCCUAGAGAAGACGGAGGAUGGGUGGAUCUUUGGUGAGCGGCUGCAUGACCAGGAGAGAGGCUGGUUCCCCAGUUCCAUGACAGAGGAGAUCCUGAACCCCAAGAUCCGCUCCCAAAACCUCAAGGAAUGUUUCCGAGUGCAUAAGAUGGAGGACCCUCAGCGCAGCCAGAAUAAGGACCGCAGGAAGUUGGGCAGCCGGAAUCGUCAAUGAAUCCCCCCCAGCUCAGGCACCAGCCUGAAGGAGGGGGUGUGGGCAGGGAUGGGAAGCAGGCCCAGCAGAGAUGCCUGACAGAUUCAGAGGGUUUUAGGGAAGAAUGUCAGUGCCUUCCCAGGCAGCAGGAGUGGCUUGGGCCUGUUCUGUCCCUGCCCACGCAGUGGAUGUUCCAGCAUCCUGGCCACUCGCUUGCUUACACACUGGCGGAAGGCUAAGUACUUAGGCAGUAUUAGACCACCACCCUCCAGCCUCUCAGAGGGAGGAGGGCAGGCAUUCUCCAGAGACCUUCCGGGGACUGGAGGAGACCCACACAAGGGUCCCUGGCAGCAGGGAGGUGGAAGGUAACCACCGUCAGGAUCCCCUGAACUGCACGUGUCCUUCCCUACCUUGGAAGCAGCUAAGAGUCUACUGGGCACACCGAUGGACCACCCCUGCCCAAGGGAGCUUGGUGAGCAGUGCUGACUCUGCCUGCCCAUCCCCGUGCCUCUGCCAGCCUCUUUUGCACGGCCAAGCCCUGCCCUCAGCAGGCCUCCCAGAGCUUAGCUGAGGGUUCAUGCCACCUCUAGCUCCCUGAAGGGCUUGAUGUCACGUGUGUCUCCUGGCCCCUGAAGGAGCCCAGGUGUUUUGCAGAAUGAAUUGGUCACUGCAUCCUUUAUGGUCAUGGUUUUGAGAAAAGCAAAUAUCAUUUUUGGCUGCAUUAAAAGAAGCAUCCUGUAUGAAACGA